CCUCUUGGCGCUUGGUCUGGACGCUCUUCUGAAGAGACAUAUCGUUUGAUAAGGCUCUCUAUCAUGGAUGGGAUGUGGAACAGCCCGCCCUUAAGCCUAAUCGAGAUCUACGCCAAACAUUUCUCAAUUGAUAACCUCAAAUAAUGGACGUGCUAUUUCAAACCAGUGAUCUCGCCUGUCUGAAGGACAGAGACAGCCUGAUCACGUCUGUUCUCGCGCAGACCAAAUCCUUGACACGCCGGGUGAGAUCAGCCUCGCCGUAGGCCUUCCCCAACUCUAUCGUUUUUUAAUAGCCAACCUUUACCUAAUCAAUUGUUGGACCACAAUCAUGUUCACAAAAGGCGGCCUGAGGGGUUUUGCCCGCAAGGCUAAGCUUGCCGUCACAACGAAGCAGGGCUUCAAAAAUGCCAUUGAGGUCCAGACUUCGGACUUUGCGCCAUCAAGCUAUGGAUUCAUCUGGUCGAACGCUCAUAUGGACCCAACGCCACCGAAGGAGCGUACUUGGACCUGGUUCCAUUACUUCGCUCUCUGGUACUCGUACAACUUUACUUCCGGAGCAUGGGCAACUGCUUCGUCUCUCUUAAGCUUGAACGUGAAUUGGUGGCAGGCAAUUCUGGCUUGUUUGGUGGCCUCUAUUAUUAGCGCGGCUGCAACUUGUUUGAAUUCCAGGCAGUCAUCAGUCUACCACAUUGGGUUCCCCACCCUUCAACGAGUAUCUUUCGGCCUCUAUGGCUCUCUGUUUCCUGUUUUCACGAGAGCUGUUGUGGCGAUCCUGUGGAUUGGUGUCACGGUUUACCAGAGCUCCUUGUUUCUUGAUGUUGCCUUCAGAUGCGUCUUCGGAAGCGCAUGGUAUAACAUGCCCAACACGUUUCCCGCAAACGCGUCGAUAACUACAAGAAAGUUCGUCUCAUGUCUAAUAAUAUGGCUUGGUUCCUAUCCUGUCAUGGCCCUUAAGAUUCACAAAAUGCGACAUUUGUGGAGCUUGAAGGCCAUUGUUGUGCCACCAGUAACUAUCGGAUUCUUCAUUUAUUGCAUGGCAGCGGGAAGCAAGGGUGCUACGUCGUAUGCAGCAACCCCACAUCCUGCUCAUGGUUCCAAUUUAGGAUGGGCUUUCGUAUACAGUGUUCAAGCUGUCAUUGGCAGUUUUUCACCGUUGAUUGCUUCGAAUCCAGACAUCGCCAGGUAUGCAAGAAGCCCGAGGGCAACCUUGUGGUCCCAGUUCUUCACCAUAAUUUUCUGGAAGACCGUGAUCUGCAUGAUUGGAAUAUUUGGCACCAAUGCAAUUGCCUAUAAAUACGGCAAGACCUACUGGAACAUGUGGGACAUCUGCAGUGUCAUCCUUGACCACCACUGGAACGGAGGUGUCCGCUUUGCCAUCUUUCUUUUCGCAAUCAUCAUGGCGACGUCCGAGCAAAUCAAAAAUCUCUCGGCCAAUCUCAUCUCGUUUGGAGCGGAUUCAGCGUGCCUGCUUCCGAAAUACCUUAACAUCAACCGUGGUAUGAUUCUAGGCUUGACCGUGGGAUUUAUUAUCCAACCCUGGCAUAUCCUUGCGACCGCUAAAAGCUUCCUAACCUUCUUGACCGGAUACAGUAUUUUCCUAGGAGCAAUUCCUUCAAUCGCUGUUACAGACUAUUUCCUGCGAAAGGGAAAUGUGGACGUUUUGUCGUUGUAUACGGCCAGGAAAGAUUACUGGUACAGAGCUGGAGUCAACUGGAAGGCUUAUGCGGCAUACUUUAUGGCAAUUUGGCCUCUCUGCCCUGGGCUGGCAUAUCAAUUCAACAAAAGUUAUAACAUUGCCCAGGGCUGGAUUCAUCUAUAUCAGUUUGGUUGGCUCUUUGCUGUCUUCUCAUCGGCAUUCAUCUAUACUAUACUCUCAUAUAUUUUCAAAGACGCUCACAUGUUUGAGGCUCAGAAGAGCCCUUUCGAAUCGUUCGCAGAAAGUCAAAGAGAACUUCUUGAUAAGGAAGCGGAGGUUGUGACGAUCACUGGAGAAGACGUCUCAGAAAACAGUCAACACGAUGUGGAGAAAGAGCUCAGCAAGAAUCCAGGUCUUGUUACUGUCACUUGAUUUCUUAGUUCGAAUAGCGGCGAUGUGGG
This is a messenger RNA of Verruconis gallopava, 2097 nucleotides long. RefSeq lists its product as uncharacterized. NCBI's taxonomy places the organism in Eukaryota, Fungi, Ascomycota, Dothideomycetes, Venturiales, Sympoventuriaceae. Gene Ontology annotation, molecular function: nucleobase transmembrane transporter activity. The record is from RefSeq and is a predicted model, not a curated record. Gene Ontology annotation, cellular component: plasma membrane. Gene Ontology annotation, biological process: transmembrane transport; nucleobase transport. The coding region runs from base 329 to 2068 and encodes 579 amino acids. The transcript has 4 exons.